UGGUUGUCUUUGCAGACGCUGCCAUCACUGGGAGCCCUGUACUAUCAGCCAUGGUCAACUCCAUCAUGUUUUUUGACAUCACCAUCGAUGGCAAGCCCUUGGGCCACGUCUCCAUCAAACUGUUUGCAGACAAGAUUCCAAAGACAGCAGAAAAAUUUCAUGCUCUGAGCACUGGAGAGAAAGGAUUUUGUUAUAAGGGUUCCUGCUUUCACAGAAUUAUUCCAGGGUUGAUGUGUCAGGGUGGUGACUUCACAAGCCAUAAUGGCACUGGUGGCAAGUCCAUCUAUGGGGAGAAAUUUGAUGAUGAGAACCCGAUCCUAAAGCAUACAGGUUCUGGUAUCUUGUCCAUGGCAAAUGCUGGACCCAACACAAAUCGUUCCCAGUUUUUCAUCUGCACUGCCAAGACUGAGUGGUUGGAUGGCAAGCAUGUGGCCUUUGGCAAGGUGAAAGAACGCAUGAAUAUUGUGGAAGCCAUGGAGCACUUUGGGUACAGGAAUAGCAAGACCAGCAAGAAGAUCACCAUUGCUGACUGUGGACAAUUCUAAUGAGUUUGACUUGUGUUUUAUUUUAACCACCAGACCCAUUCCUUCUGUAGCUCAGGAGAGCACCCCUCCACCACAUUUGCUUGCAAUAUCCUAGAAUCUUUGUGCUCUUGCUGCAGUUCCCUUUGGGUUCCAUGUUUUCCUUGUUCCCUUCCAUGCCUAGCUGGAUUGCAGAGUUGAGUUAAGUUUAUGAUUAUGAAAUAAAAACUAAGUAACAA
Messenger RNA from Symphalangus syndactylus (siamang), 760 nucleotides. Its product is annotated as peptidyl-prolyl cis-trans isomerase A-like 4C. Gene Ontology annotation, molecular function: peptidyl-prolyl cis-trans isomerase activity; cyclosporin A binding. The record is from RefSeq and is a predicted model, not a curated record. Gene Ontology annotation, cellular component: cytoplasm. NCBI's taxonomy places the organism in Eukaryota, Metazoa, Chordata, Mammalia, Primates, Hylobatidae. Gene Ontology annotation, biological process: protein folding; protein peptidyl-prolyl isomerization.